Messenger RNA from Misgurnus anguillicaudatus (oriental weatherfish), 2400 nucleotides. Lineage: Eukaryota; Metazoa; Chordata; Actinopteri; Cypriniformes; Cobitidae. The record is from RefSeq and is a predicted model, not a curated record.
UGCAGUGUCGACAAAGCAAAAUACUUUACAUGCUGUACGCUUCCUGAAACAGCACAUAUCUAAGUUACCCAAAUGUGAAUUUCUGAAGCCUGAGGCAGAGAGAAGACAUUCAACCCAUAACAGAAGACAGCUCAUUUCAGUGGACUCCCAGUAUUUGCACUGUAUCCUUUAAGUGUAAAAAUGCCUCGUGUAAGUAAAAAACCCCGUAAUGCGCGCACCACAAAAGAAGAAAUAGGCUCUCUCCCUUUUCCUGUCAAAUUCUUGGAUCAGGACUACCAGGAAUUGCUCCAGAAAUGCCUGCUCAAUAAGAAGAACUUUGUUGAUGAAAAGUUCCCUUUGGACCGCAGCUCUAUUGAUCCAUGGAAGACGCUUGAAGAACUGAAUCAGGGCCAAAUCAAGUGGUUGAGACCAUCACAAAUAGUGAAAGACCCUCAGCUCAUUGUAGAGGGGGUCUCACGCUUUGACUAUGCCCAAGGAGAUUAUUUAGGAAACUGCUGGUUUCUUGCUUCAGUUGGGGCUUUAACCUUUCAGACGGAUAUCUUGAACCAGGUCAUGCCAGCUGGCCAGUCAUUCAGUAAAAACUAUGGAGGGAUAUUUCACUUCAGAUUCUGGCAGUUUGGGAAAUGGAUUGAUGUUGUCAUUGAUGACCAACUGCCGACAAUAAACGGCAAGCUAAUUUUUGUUCAUUCAAAAACGUCAAAUGAGUUUUGGCCUGCCUUGCUGGAGAAGGCUUAUGCCAAGGUGUGCGGCUCCUAUGCUGACAUGCAUGCUGGUUUUGUGUCGGAGGCCCUCAUGGACUUCACUGGUGGAGUGCAUUUGUACUUAGAACUGAAAAGACCUCGCACUGAUCUGUGGGAACUGAUGGAUUGUGCAACCAAAGCAAAGGCCCUGAUGGGCUGUGGCACUCCUCAGGGGAAAACAUCUGCAAACACAGUAUUACCCAAUGGCAUAGUUCAGGGCCAUGCGUAUACAGUGACAGGGGUUUUUAAGGUAACAUGCCAAGGAAAACCAGUAAAGCUGGUGAGAGUCUUAAACCCAUGGGGAGAAGGAGAAUGGACCGGUGAUUGGAGUGACAGAUCCCCACUGUGGGACAAAGUGAGUGAAAAGGACAAAUCCAAGUGUUAUUCGUUGGCCAAUGACGGGGAGUUCUGGAUGUCAGUGGAGGAUUUCACCAAAAGCUUCGAAGACCUUGAUAUUUGCUGCCCCCGCCCUGAUUUUCUGAGUGGUACCUCUAAAUGCAGCUGGACGUCCACUUGCUAUAAUGGCAGCUGGGAGGCUGGAACUACAGCUGGUGGAUGCAUCUAUAAUAGAGAUACCUUCUGGACAAACCCACAGUUUCGGGUGAGGAUUGAAGAGCUUGAUGAGGAAUGUGCUGGUGGGCAGUACCCUGAAAACAUACUGGUGUCCCUCAUUCAGAUCAAUGAAAAGAGAAACAGAAGUCUUGCUUCUGAACGCUCAAUUGGCUUCUAUGUUUUUGCGAUACCACCGGAGCUGAAAGAUGAAAUAGGAAAUUUCCCAGCCAAGUUCUUUAAUCAAAGAAAACCUGUGGCAGAUACUGGGAUCUUUGUCAAAGUAAGAGAAGUGAUGAGUUUCUUCAAACUUAAACCAGGGGAGUAUAUCAUCAUACCAUCCACUUACAAGCCUAAUGAAAAUGCAAAAUUCAUUCUGUCCGUUUACUCAAAAAUUGAAUCUCAUAAGAGAACUGGGAAACGUGUGAUGACAGAUGUUUGACUGAGGCAAAGUGUUGUGCUUUAUGUAGCAUUAAAUGACUAAGAACCACCCACUUAGAGCCAUCCGACAUUUAUAGUUAUAAGUAAGAUUGUUUUUAUAAUUUUGGCAAGUUGUCAUGUCCACUUGCAACACAUACGUUCACAUGCAUUUUAACCUGAAAUAUAAUUGCUACUGUGAAACAUUGGAAUUUAUUAAACAGUAUUAGAGAUGGGAAAACCCAGUGUUAAGUGCUAUGCUGUUUAUAAACAACCAUGAUUGUAUUUUUUAAACCAGUGUUAGGUCAAAUAUAAACAUUUUCUGGUAAAUUUUACCCAACAGCGGGGUUCGCCCCUUUUUGAACCAAUGCUGCGUUGAAAAUAACCCAGCCUUUAUUUUGUACACUCCAAGAUCUUUAACCACUCAAAAUGUAUGCAAACCAAAUUGUGAUGGUCCUUUAAUGUAUAUGAUUGUCUCCUUUUGUUAUACUUUACUUGUAUGUAAUAUCUGCAUUUGUGAAACUGUUUUCAGUCAGUUGAUUUAAGUUCUGUUAAACUUAUACUCAAGGUUUGUGUUUAGCUUGGGAGUGUAGUCAGUAGUUAACAUUUUUUAUGCAAUUUUACUCCUAUCAGCAUGUGCUAACAAAAGUAACUUGGAAAACUGUGUACAUUAAUAAAAAAAUAUUUUGACAAA